AUGAGGCUCGCUGACUGUUGGAAGCUUUGGCUCUGGGCAGCAAUGUUCCUGCUUCCUGUUUCCGCUUCCGUGAUGAGCAGGGACAAGCCAGAAAAACAGUGUCCUGUACUGAGAACAGAGGGACACCAGUUUACACAAGACAACAGAGAUAAACUUGAAGUUUCAGGUUUUGACCUAGGAGAGCGCUUUUCUCUGAGACAUAUGUUUUGUGAAGGUGAUAAAACCUGUUUCAAAUUGGGAAGUUCACUUCUUAUUAGAGACACCAUUAAGAUAUUUCCCAAAGGCCUUCCUGAGGAGUUCGCCAUAGCUGCCAUGUUUCGGGUGCGAAGGAGCGCGAAGAAGGAACGGUGGUUCCUGUGGCAGGUUUUAAACCAGCGUAAUAUGCCACAGGUUUCUGUAAUAGUUGAUGGUGGAAGGAAGGUGGUGGAAUUGAUGUUCCAAGCUGCCGAGGGAGAUGUGUUGAACUACAUUUUUAAAAAUCAAGAACUCCGUUCUUUGUUUAAUCGUCAGUGGCAUAAACUUGGCUUUGGUAUACAAUCCCAGGCCAUUUCGCUCUUUGUGGAUUGUAACUUAGUUGCAAGCCGGCAUACUGAUGCAAAGAGUACGGUGGACUUCCGUGGAAGGACUGUUAUUGCUGCCCGAGCUUCAGAUGGCAAACCUGUGGAUAUUGAACUUCACCAACUUCAGAUAUACUGUAACUGGAACUUCAUAGCCCAAGAAACAUGUUGCGAGAUAUCAGACAUUCAGUGCCCAGAGCAGCCUGGCUUUGGAGGUCCUGCAGCAUCACCAGCACCUGCUCAUGCCAGCAGAAUAUCUGCAUUCCUGCCAGCAAAGCAGGGACUCACAGACCAGUGCCAGUGCGUGCCACUCAAGUGUGACAGAAUAUGUGUUAACACAGAAUUCAUUUCUGCUCAUGGAGAAGCAGGCUCACCUGGACAGAAAGGAGAGCAGGGUGAAAAUGGUUUACGUGGCACUCCAGGCUUAUCUGGUCAAAAGGGAGAGCAAGGUUUUGAAGGCAGCAAAGGAGAAGCCGGUGAGAAGGGUGAACCAGGAGAGAAAGGAGAUCCAGGUUUGUCAGGCGUUAAUGGGCAAGAUGGUGUGAAAGGUGACUUGGGUCCUCGUGGUCCUCCUGGCCCAAAAGGAGAAAAGGGAGAUAUGGGACCUCCAGGACCACCAGCCUUAACUGGUUCCCUGGGGAUACAAGGCCCCCAAGGUCCACCUGGAAAAGAGGGUCAGAGGGGAAGACGAGGAAAACCAGGGCCUCCAGGAAAACCAGGGCCUCCAGGACCACCUGGACCCCCUGGAGUACAAGGAAUGCCACAGACUCUUGAUGGAUAUUAUCACAAGGGUAAUGUUGGUGAACAUGGAGCUGGUGGUCUAAAAGGAGAGAAGGGUGAAACUGGACCGCCAGGAUUUCCAGGAUCUAUUGGCCCUAAAGGUGAAAAGGGAGAAUCUGGGGAACCCUUUACAAAAGGUGAAAAGGGAGAUAAAGGAGAACCUGGAAUAACAGGAUCACAAGGAAUAAAGGGCGAGCCUGGAGAUCCUGGUACACCUGGUGUAAUUGGAAGCCCAGGACUAAAGGGUCAACAAGGACCUGCAGGCUCUGUGGGACCCAGAGGACCACCAGGAGAUAUUGGGUUACCCGGAGAGCACGGUAUCCCAGGCAAGCAAGGCAUUAAAGGAGAAAAGGGAGACCCAGGUGGGAUUACAGGUCCUCCUGGCCUUCCAGGUCCAAAAGGUGAGGUUGGUCCUCCAGGAAAAAGCCUGCCAGGGGAACCAGGAUUAGAUGGAAAUCCUGGGGCACCUGGUCCACGAGGCCCAAAGGGGGAAAGAGGACUGCCAGGUGUCCAAGGCUCGCCCGGUGAUAUAGGCCCCCCAGGGAUAGGAAUUCCUGGCCGAACUGGUUCCCAGGGACCAGCUGGAGAGCCAGGGAUUCAGGGUCCUCGAGGUCUCCCUGGGUUGCCAGGGACUCCAGGGACCCCAGGGAAUGAUGGAGCUCCAGGGAGGGAUGGAAAGCCAGGUCUGCCAGGCCCCCCAGGUGACCCGAUUGCACUUCCUCUCUUGGGAGACAUCGGGGCCUUGUUCAAGAAUUUCUGUGGCAACUGCCAAGCCAGUGUCCCUGGCCUGAAAAGCAACAAAGGAGAAGAAUCAGGCGCUGGUGAGCCCGGAAAGUUUGAUUCUGCAGCCCGGAAGGGCGAUCUAGGGCCACGGGGUCCUCCAGGAAUCCCAGGCAGAGAGGGACCAAAGGGGAGCAAAGGCGAGCGGGGCUACCCUGGCGUGCCUGGGGAGAAAGGUGAUGAGGGUCUUCAAGGAAUUCCAGGCCUUCCAGGUGCUCCUGGCCCCACAGGACCGCCUGGCUUACUAGGAAGAACGGGACACCCUGGCCCCAUGGGAACAAAGGGUGACAAGGGCAGCGAGGGGCCCCCUGGGAGACCUGGGCCACCUGGACCAGCUGGUGUGCCAUUCAAUGAAGGGAAUGGAAUGAGCAGUUUAUAUAAAAUCCAGGGAGGUGUGAGUGCUCCCAGUUACCCAGGGCCACCGGGACCCCCUGGCCCCAAAGGCGAUCCUGGCCCAGUGGGAGAACCUGGUGCAAUGGGGUUGCCAGGACUAGAAGGAUUUCCUGGUAUAAAGGGAGAUCGAGGGCCGGCAGGUCCCCCGGGAGCGGCAGGAAUCUCGGGGAAGCCCGGAGCCCCAGGCCCCCCAGGAAUUCCGGGAGAACCGGGGGAGAGAGGCCCUGCUGGAGACGUAGGUUUCCCUGGACCAGAGGGACCCUCAGGAAAGCCUGGAAUAAAUGGGAAAGAUGGAUUACCAGGUGUUCAGGGCAUCAUGGGUAAGCCUGGAGAGAGAGGCCCCAAAGGAGAACGGGGUGAUCAGGGAAUUCCAGGAGACCGAGGCCCACAAGGUGAACAAGGAAAACCAGGCCUUCAAGGGAUAAAGGGGGCCGUAGGUCCUGUGGGGCCCCCAGGAAACAAGGGCUCCCCAGGGUCCCCUGGGCAUCAGGGCCCGCCAGGCCUCCCUGGCCUCCCCGGCUCCCAGGCUGAUGUGGUUUCAUUUGAAGAAAUAAAGAAGUAUAUUAAUCAAGAAGUUCUGAGGAUUUUUGAAGAGAGGAUGGCUGUGUUCCUAUCCCAGCUCAAGCUCCCAGCAGCAAUGCUGGCUGCUCAAGCUCAUGGGAGGCCUGGGCCUCCAGGCAAGGAUGGGUUACCUGGACCUCCUGGAGACCCUGGACCCCAAGGCUACCGAGGACAGAAGGGAGAAAGGGGGGAACCGGGAAUUGGGCUUCCAGGGAGCCCAGGUCUUCCUGGGACUUCAGCUCCGGGCUUGCCAGGCUCACCAGGUGCCCCAGGGCCCCAGGGCCCCCCAGGACCUAGUGGAAGAUGUAACCCAGAAGAUUGCCUGUAUCCCGUCUCACAUGCCCGACAGCGAACCGGUGGGAAGUAA
This is a messenger RNA of Rangifer tarandus platyrhynchus (Svalbard reindeer), 3438 nucleotides long. Lineage: Eukaryota; Metazoa; Chordata; Mammalia; Artiodactyla; Cervidae. The record is from the annotation of a GenBank genome assembly.